CCACAACCACUAAGCAAGACGUUUAAAGAGAGAAAGAGGAGGACAACAGAUCAUUUAUGUCAAAUGUGAUACUGCAAUCUUUGUUGUGCUCAUGGCAAGAAAUACAAGUUCCUCCUCAGUAUUAGGUAAAUGGAAUUCUGUACCAAAUUCCAAUGAACAGUCAUCUGAACACAUUUUUAAAACCCCCUCACCCUUUUGGAAUCAGGAAUUAAUAUUCAGAAGACCUAGACAUGUACGGGAAUCCACACCUGACAUUGUCACAGAUGCAUUUAAUUUGUAUAAUUACAGGUGUGAUUUAGGCUCUGUGACUCCUGACCUCUCUUGUGUUAUUGGAGCGAAUCAGAUCCACUCUUCACUGAGUCAGAACUCUACUAGCAGUAGAUAUCUGCCACCUUCAUCACAAUUACACGUGACUGACCCAAAUACGCUGCAUAGUAUUGGAAGGGAUACUUCAUACUGGAGUUAUUUAACUCCAGGAGUAGGACAUGGACUUGUCAAAGGUUUCAGUAAGCUGCCUAAUCCACAAGUCGACCCGUUGUCGGCUUCAUAUUUCUAUACAGGGGUUGUUAGGGACGUUCUAAGAAGAGAUAUUCCAAAUGAGGAAGUCAAACUGUGCAUGCAAAAUGAGAGAUCAAAGUAUUCACAUUGGUACCGCGAACCACAAAGUCAAAGAAUCUGCUCCAAAAGAGACAGUGAGAGACAUUAUGUGAAAAACAACCCACUUCUAGGUUCGCUACUUUACACAGAUUCUAAAAAAAAAUAUUUUAAACAAAACACAAAGUACAACCAUCAUCAGCCGGUUGAUUUGAACUGUUCUACUCAUGCAGUGCUUGAAGGAUCAGAGUGGCAAGGUGAAAAUCAAACAAGAGAGGAGCUCCCCCUACUGGUCUGGAGAGGAGAUGCAGAAAAACACAAUCCUCUAUCGAACACUAUCACACACUCUACAUCCUCCUCUUCUGCCCUAUGCAUUCUCCGUCGCUUUAUAGAAGGCUCUUUGGUGGAGCUUGAGGGUGGUCGACUGAAGCGGGUGGAGGAUUUAAGGACAGAAGAUUUGGAGCAGUGUGCUCAAUUACAUCCUGAGCUGAUGCUGAAACGUUUCACUGUGUUAAAGAUCACACCUUCACACACACCUGCGCUGUUUUGUUUGCACGUGGAGAUUGAGCAUGACCACUCGCAGUUGUCUCUGGAGGUGAGUGAAGAGCUGCCUUUCUUCGUGUGUGGGCAUGGCUGGUCCUCCUGUAACCCUCAACACACAAGUCAAUCCUGCAGACUACAAUGCCGUCAACUAAGGGUGGGUGACGUGUGCUUGGCAUUGACUCAUAUGCCCGCCUCUUCAUCACAACCUACCAAUCAGGGUGUAACUGAAGUGGGUGGACAUCAUGUCCCGAAGUGUAAUGCCGAAAAGAAGCCCACACCACAGAUAAAAGAUAAAUCAAGAAAGAGACACUUCACAGCUCCUGAGUUCAGGGAAAUUUCAAAAAUCAAAGAUUGAGCAACUAAAGUCUGAAUUAGAUAUUGUUG
Molecule: messenger RNA, 1521 nt
Organism: Rhinichthys klamathensis goyatoka
Lineage: Eukaryota; Metazoa; Chordata; Actinopteri; Cypriniformes; Leuciscidae
Exons: 2
Coding region: 92-1492 (466 amino acids)
Biological process (GO): regulation of DNA-templated transcription
Molecular function (GO): RNA binding; protein binding
Source: RefSeq, a predicted model, not a curated record